CACACGUUUGGACAAUAACAUUAGCUUUCCCAUUACUUCCAUUUCGACACACAACUUCUCGACGUGCCUAAUCUUUCCAACAAGUAGAUCACCUACUAAGCUAUCUUUGAAUGUUUAUUACACAUUUUUUUUGCACACUAGUCCAUCAAAGUUCGGCAGCAAGAAUCGGUGAUCGAUCAUGGCCCUCAUGCAAAAUGCUGCCCUCCAUUUCCCCAAAGACUUGUGUCAUGCAGAAAGAAACGACGAUUUUGUGGCUACGUUCGUGCGUGUCGGUGGCACGAGGAGGCGGGCGGGCGUGAAGAUGAAGGCGAGCUCCAAGACUAAUGUCGACACGGUUAAUGGGAAGAAAGUGAACGGGGUUCACGUCGACGGCCGGAUCCCGUUUUUGGAUCAAAGGAGUGCUGAUUUGUUAAAGGAUGGGGAGAGUGUUUAUGGCAGUGUGGAGCCGAAUCAUGAGUAUUUGCUGGGUAGGUUUGUGGAGGAUCGGUUUGUGUACAGGCAGUCCUUUGUUAUUAGGUCUUACGAGAUUGGACCUGAUAAAACUGCCACAAUGGAAACCCUCAUGAAUCUCCUCCAGGAGACAGCUUUGAACCAUGUGGCGAGUGCAGGGGUGGCUGGAAACGGGUUCGGAGCAACCCGUGAGAUGAGCAUCAGAAAACUUAUUUGGGUUGUCACUAGGAUACACGUCCAAGUCGAGAAAUACAGCUCUUGGGGAGAUGUUGUGGAGAUAGACACUUGGGUGGAUGCAGCCGGUAAAAACGGAAUGCGUCGGGACUGGAUCAUUCGAGACUACAACACUCAGAAAAUCAUAACAAGAGCGACCAGUACAUGGGUGAUUAUGAAUAGAGAAACAAGAAGGCUAAGUAAAAUCCCAGAGGAAGUGAAAAACGAAGUGCAGCCAUUUUACCUCAACAGAGCCGCAAUUGCAACAGAAAACACUGAUAGUGAGAAGAUCGAAAAGCUCACUGAUGAAACUGCUGAGAUUAUCCGAACUGGAUUGGCUCCGCGGUGGAGCGAUAUGGAUGCCAAUCAACAUGUAAAUAAUGUCAAAUACAUUGGAUGGCUUUUGGAGAGUGUGCCUAUAAAUGUCCUGGAAGACUACAACAUGACAAGGUUAACAUUAGAGUACAGACGUGAAUGCCGUCAGUCGAACGUGCUGGAAUCCUUAACCAGCAUGAAAGCCAAAACAGGUGAAGAAGAAGACAAGCAAUUUACUGAGAAAAGUGGCGCAGAGGAUUUAGAAUGCACACAUUUGCUGCGCAUGGAAGCAGAUCAGGCGGAGAUCGUCCGAGCAAGAUCGGUGUGGCAAAUCAAGCAACAUGAUAAUCAGAUGACCUGAUCUCAUUCCUUUCGAUGGGUUUUAGAGUCUUUUCUUCUGCUAAAUAAUUGAUGAAUAUAUGUUUAUUUUGAGUUUAUGUAUGCUCAAGUGAUUGAUUUUUUUUGUU
Messenger RNA from Sesamum indicum (sesame), 1445 nucleotides. RefSeq names its product palmitoyl-acyl carrier protein thioesterase, chloroplastic. Lineage: Eukaryota; Viridiplantae; Streptophyta; Magnoliopsida; Lamiales; Pedaliaceae. Gene Ontology annotation, molecular function: acyl carrier activity; fatty acyl-[ACP] hydrolase activity. The record is from RefSeq and is a predicted model, not a curated record. Gene Ontology annotation, biological process: fatty acid biosynthetic process.